Molecule: messenger RNA, 483 nt
Organism: Cetraspora pellucida
Lineage: Eukaryota; Fungi; Glomeromycota; Glomeromycetes; Diversisporales; Gigasporaceae
Source: the annotation of a GenBank genome assembly
AUGGAUUCUAGUGAUUCUAAACAACUUAAGAAACAAAAAUCUGAACCCAUUCUAGUUCAAAAUACACUUCAACGUGAAUAUUAUAAUACCAAAUAUGCCUCUCAUAUUAUUCCUGGACUAUAUUUGGGAAGGUUGAAUAGUUUGAUAGCUGCUUCAGAUCAAAGUUGGUUAAAGGAGCAUAAAAUUACACAUAUCCUUACGGUAGCUGAUAGCAUUUCUCCUUCUUUUCCUGGUUUAUUCAAGUAUAAAGUAAUUUCAAUAAGAGAUCACCCAUCACAAAAUAUUUCAAGACAUUUUGAAGAAAUGUUUGAGUUUAUACAAAGUGUUUUAGACCAAGAGGGUGGAAAAAUCCUUGUUCAUUGUCAUCAAGGUGUUUCACGUAGUGCAAGUGUGGUCAUAGCUUAUAUCAUGAGAUCGCAACAAGUAUCAUUGGAUCAUGCGCUCAAACUUGUAAAGGAAAGAAGAUCGGCUAUUCGAUAUUGA